Galdieria sulphuraria is the source of this 711-nucleotide messenger RNA. RefSeq lists its product as uncharacterized. The record is from RefSeq and is a predicted model, not a curated record. The transcript is spliced from 5 exons. Lineage: Eukaryota; Rhodophyta; Bangiophyceae; Galdieriales; Galdieriaceae. The coding region runs from base 27 to 548 and encodes 173 amino acids.
UUUAGUUACAAGAAUUUUGACUGGACAUGCAUCAAAGUAACCUACGAAUACUGCAAUCUUCCUUGGCAGCUAGCCUUGUGGUACUACUGUUCAGUAUAAUUUGUACGGUUCAUGCAGUAACAGAGGAAAAAGUAACCACCGUUGAAAGAGGAUACACAGUUUCGCCUACUCAGACGCAACAAUGUCAAAAGAUCUGUGUUACGGCCACACAAACGCAAUCUCAAAGUUGUAUUUAUACUCAAACACAGGCUCCUUAUAUGUCUCAAUGUGUAACCUCAUCACCAACUACGUGUUAUAAAUAUGAGACGGAAUAUCAGCAAGUUUGUUGUGAACAAGAGUAUGAACAACAGAAUUAUCAACAGGAGCAAGUUUGUCAGCAGUACUGUCAACUUUCGUAUCAACAAUCUGUGAGUUAUCCAUGUCAAACUCAGAUUUACUAUCCAUGCCAAGAAUACAAGCUGAUAGAACUGCAGCAAUGUUGCCAAAUUCCAAAGAUAAUGUGUGUGCAGUAUACUGAAGCAUGUGUUGUUCCACAAGUUCAAUAUUAGCAGGAACCGUAAUUGAUUUGGCAGGAACGGCGAUAAGUCGAAGAGGCGUAAUAUGAAGGAUAGUAUGUUUAGCAAUUUAUGGUUGUUUGAACGUGCCAAAGAAGCACUAGUUGAUUUGCAUAAUAUAAAGGUACUCUGAUUGACAAUGGUUUCAUCAUAUAUU